This is a messenger RNA of Schistosoma mattheei, 967 nucleotides long. NCBI's taxonomy places the organism in Eukaryota, Metazoa, Platyhelminthes, Trematoda, Strigeidida, Schistosomatidae. The record is from the annotation of a GenBank genome assembly.
AUGUUGGCUCCCCAAAGUCAUUCUGGCUUUUAUAAAACCACGGAUAUAUUUACCUAUAAUUUAGAUGAUAUUUUCGAAAAUGGAUCGAUAUGGAGAUUAGCAUUUUGCCAACUACCUUUCCUUAGUACAAAAGAUCUGGUAUGCGGUGGAUUACUGUUGUACUAUUUUCGAAUAUUUGAACGACGCUAUGGAUCAAGAAAAUUUCUGUCAUUCCUAUUUUAUUGUGCUGCAACAACAACAUUCGUCGAACUGUUGAUGGCUUUUAUUUUGAGAAAAUUAAACUUUUCACUUCAUAUACUCCCUUCUGGACCAUUUAAUUUGAUUUUCCCACUUUUUGUGCCCUAUUUUCUGGACAUUCCAUGGGUCCCCGUUGCACAUGUGAUGAGGAUCCCAAUAACUGGAAAAUCAUUUCCAUACAUAUUUGGAUUUGAAAUUGCUAUGACAUCUCCGGAAUCUUUAUUUGUCUGUAUAUGCGGUUUGAUCACUGGUUUUACCUACUAUAAAAAUUUUUUAAACGUUCAAUCAAGACUACUAUUUCCUAAACGAGUUAUUCAAUUUGGCUCAAAAGUGAUUGGUCCCGUGUUAGAAACUCCAGCACCGAAAUAUAUAAAUAAACCAUUAGGUGCAACACUAGAAGUACAACGUCAAGUUGAAUUGGAUCGGAGGGAAAUAAGUUUAAUUGAAGCAACUAGACGUAUGCGUAGUAGAGAUUUGCCAUUCAAUAUGAGUCGUGUAUUGGUCGGUAAUCAAUAGUGAUAUUAUUUAUUUAUGAACAGAAAUAACUUUUAAAACUGUGAUGUUUCAUUGUAUUUUGAUUGCUUCCGCAACCAAUGGUUGUUCUAUUUUUCAAUGACAAUAUUGUAUUAAAUGUCAAACACAAUUUGGAAAUGUCUAUUUUUACUAAUAAAUUAUAAACUCAACAAAUACACACAUGUAUCACAUCAUUUUACCAAUAACUCAUGUAUGC